GAAAGUGACAGUUCUAGUCGUUCCGUCAGACGCCAAGGGUACAAUCUUAGGCCGCUCUAAUAAAAAAAAAAAAAAGAAAACGAGAAAGUUGGAAACGAUUGAUGUACCAGAGUGUGCCUUCAUGUUUUUUUUAAUUGUUUAAACAUUCAUUUUAAUUCGAUUGUCGAGCUCGCUCUUCUUGAAAAGUAAGAAACAAACACAACAUUUACAAAGAUGUCUAAUAAUAGAGUGCCCCUGAAGGAAAUUCCCGAUACACUGAGGCGAUCACAUCGACUUAAUGGCGGCUCAAAGCAGCUGAAUACUUCCACCAGCUCCAUGCCGCCGCAAACCAAGGCUACACUAAAUCAGAAGAAUGUCAAAGUCAUCAGCAGCAAAAAGCCUAGUCAACGUCGUCGUAACAAAGUGACAGCAGGUGCCAACUUUUCGAACGCAGUCAAUUGCAAACGUCAAACGGUUGUUAGGCGGACAAAGUCAGAUUGUGUCGUGAUAGAUAUCGACGAUGCACCGCCAUCUACCUCAGUAACAGUCCCACCUCUAGUCGGUGUCAAGCCAGAAGAUUUGUGGCUAUGCCAGCCCUCAGUGGCUCACGACAUGUAUUUACACGCCAAGAGCUUCGAGAGUCGACAUUGCUUCUCGCCAAAUUAUUUAUCUACUGUUGGCUCUCGGGUUAGUAACGAGAUGCGAGCCACAUUGGUCAAUUGGCUAGUUGAAAUUCACGGUCACCUGAAGUUGGAGCCGGAGACAUUGCACACAGCUGUCAGAUUGUUGGACGCAACUUUGCAACAUUUUAAAGUUGGCGUGAAUCGUUUGCAAUUGUGUGGUCUGGCAGUCUUCUGGUUGGCCACUAAACUGGAGUCUAGAGCACUUAGUGCUCAGGAUUUGCUGUACCUGAUGUGUUACAAAGGCGACGUUUUGAUUCUCGUUCGCAUGGAACAAACAGUAUUGAAGUUGCUCAACUUUCAGCUGCAGGUGGCUGAUCCCAUAUUCUUUCUUAACCGGCUGAUGCUUUACGACGAGAACGGUCAAAGUGAAGAGUUCUACAAUACCUGCAAUUAUUGCAUGGAUUCCGUUCUGCACGAUAUAACUACAGUGGAUAUCCCGGCAUCCGAGUUGGCAAGUGCUGCUCUUCUAGCGGGAAGAAUGAUUGAUGGGUACUUGGAAUGGCCUUACCCCAUCGGGUACGCUACAGAGCACUGGCCAUCACCCAAGAAGCUCGAACCCUUGGCACAGAAAAUGAUUCGUGCUAUUCUUGAGGCCAGCGAAGGAAAGUCUACAUAUACUGGAGCUUACAAGAAGUACGCGAGCCGAAAGCGAUUUUACGGUCUGAGUGAAAGCCAGAAAUUCAGUUCUGUAAAUUUAAGCAAAUUGAUUUAAGUGCGUCCAAGUUCUAUUUGUUGAUUAGCGUAAUAUCUAAUAGUAGUAGUAAUUGUAUAUUGAUUCCAUAUCAAGAGAGUCUUUCGAUUUUAUUUAUUCACUCUAGGCUGUUAUUCAUUUUUCUUCAAAUUACCACAAUACACGUUUUAUCAUCUCACAGCAAA
Messenger RNA from Daphnia pulicaria, 1538 nucleotides. Its product is annotated as G2/mitotic-specific cyclin-B2-like. Gene Ontology annotation, cellular component: cytoplasm; nucleus; cyclin A2-CDK2 complex. Gene Ontology annotation, biological process: mitotic cell cycle phase transition; regulation of cyclin-dependent protein serine/threonine kinase activity. The transcript has 8 exons. NCBI's taxonomy places the organism in Eukaryota, Metazoa, Arthropoda, Branchiopoda, Diplostraca, Daphniidae. The record is from RefSeq and is a predicted model, not a curated record. Bases 214 to 1374 code for a protein of 386 amino acids. Gene Ontology annotation, molecular function: cyclin-dependent protein serine/threonine kinase regulator activity.